Messenger RNA from Oryzias melastigma (Indian medaka), 854 nucleotides. Its product is annotated as B-cell linker protein. The record is from RefSeq and is a predicted model, not a curated record. Lineage: Eukaryota; Metazoa; Chordata; Actinopteri; Beloniformes; Adrianichthyidae. Gene Ontology annotation, biological process: intracellular signal transduction; cell surface receptor protein tyrosine kinase signaling pathway.
ACUUUUUUGAACCUUCUGAUAAACAGGACAAGUCUUUCAGUCUUCCAACAAGCAGACUGUGUCCACUCAUUCAGACCAAACUGUCUUUCUCUUUACCCCCCAAACCCAGCCCCAGGUCGAACAAGAGAGUUUCCGCAUACGAUGAGAAGCCCACGCAUGACGACAACGAGGACAAUUAUGAAGUCUGUGAUAUAAAUAAAAGUUACAGAGAUCAGCCUGCAGUUGAGCUUCCUCCUCGCCUACCCAAACCUCCACCCAAGGAGAGAUUAUCACAACCAGCCUUACAGCCGCGACCUGACUUAAAAUCGAGAGAAUUUGAAAGCAGAACACUCCCCAGCAUGCCCACAGAGCAGCUAUCUCCUUCAAAGUCCUUCACACUAGACCAAAAACGACCAAAGGUUCCUCUUCCACAGUUCAACUCACCAAAGCCUCCUGAGAGAGGGAGCAUCACUCUGGAGAACGGCUCCGUGGAUCAAGACAAGACAUCUCAGGAUGCAGACGUCUGUAACAAGCCCUGGUACGCCUCUGCAUGCGACCGCAGGACCGCAGACGAGGCUUUGAUGCGCUUCAACAAAAAUGGGGCCUUCAUGGUGAGGAAGAGCUCCGGUCAUGACGCUCAGCAACCGUACACCCUGGUAGUGUUCUACAAGGGCCGAGUCUACAACAUCCCCAUCCGCUUCAUCGCUAACACGCAGCAGUUCGCUCUGGGGAGGGAGAAGAGGGGAGAGGAGUUCUUCAGCAGUGUGUCCCACAUCAUUGAGAACCACCAGAAGAACCCUCUUGUUCUGAUCGACACGCAGAGCAACUCCAAGGACACCGCCAAGCUGUCCUUCCCCAUAAAGCCAUGAAACGCC